Molecule: messenger RNA, 1005 nt
Organism: Xyrauchen texanus (razorback sucker)
Lineage: Eukaryota; Metazoa; Chordata; Actinopteri; Cypriniformes; Catostomidae
Exons: 1
Coding region: 1-1005 (334 amino acids)
Source: RefSeq, a predicted model, not a curated record
AUGGCUGUGACACAAACAGAAUGUAACUUAUGUGUGCACAGAUCUGCAGAAGUUUACCGCCUGUUGGAAGAAAACGUACAGCUGCGACGUGAACUUGAUGAGCACAGGAUGUCUGAUAGUUUUUUUGGAGACAAUGAUGAUAAAGUUAAGUACUACACAGGAAUGCCAAACCUGGGAUCCUUUAUGGCCUUACUAAAUUUUUUGGUGCCUCUCAUGUCAGACCAAAAGAAGAAAGUUCUUAGUCCAUUUCAAAUGCUUCUCAUAACCUGUAUGCACCUCAGACUGGAUCUGCCUGCACAACAUCUAGCCCAUCUCUUUCGUGUUUCCCCAAAGACAGUAUACAGAACAUUUCAUGAAAUUGUGUCAUUUAUGUAUGCAAACCUGAGCCGUUCCAUCAUAUGGCCAGAAAGAGACACUUUACAAAAAAUUAUGCCUCACCAAUUUGUGGAGUCCUUUGGACGCAGAGUAGCAGUGAUCAUUGACUGUUUUAAGAUUUUCACAGAGAAACCAUCAAAUCUGAAAGCACGUGCAAAAAUGUUUUCCAGCUACAAGCACAAUCACACUAUGAAAUAUUUGAUAGGUAUUACACCAAAGGGAUCUAUUUGUUUCAUAUCAAAAGGGUGGGGUGGCCGUACAAGUGAUAAACACAUUACAGAAAAUAGUGGUUUUCUUGAAAAAUUGUUGCCAGGGGACAUUGUAUUGGCUGAUAGAGGUUUUGAUAUAAAGGAAGGUGUUGGCAUGUUGUGUGCAGAGGUCAAACUCCCAGCCUUUACAAGGGGUUACUGUCAGCUAGCUGCAAGAGAUGUGGAGGAGACAAGAAAAGUAGCUCACCUAAGAAUCCAUGUUGAAAGAGUGAUUGGAAAUAUUUGUCAAAAAUAUAACCUUUUAACAGGAACCAUACCCAUCAACAUGAUCCUCCUAUGUGAAGGUGAGGAUAUCACAUUUUUAGAUAAGAUCGUCACUGUCUUUUGUGCGCUGACAAACCAAUGUCCAACUGUAGUGUAG